Canis lupus familiaris (dog) is the source of this 2373-nucleotide messenger RNA. It is a transcript of the gene PGM3, whose product is annotated as phosphoglucomutase 3. Lineage: Eukaryota; Metazoa; Chordata; Mammalia; Carnivora; Canidae. Gene Ontology annotation, biological process: UDP-N-acetylglucosamine biosynthetic process; hemopoiesis; carbohydrate metabolic process. The coding region runs from base 165 to 1859 and encodes 564 amino acids. Gene Ontology annotation, molecular function: magnesium ion binding; phosphoacetylglucosamine mutase activity. The record is from RefSeq and is a predicted model, not a curated record. The transcript has 15 exons.
ACGCAGGGCCACGUCCGCGGGUUCUGAGGGCUUCAGUCGGGCAGGAGGCGCCGCCGCGGGGCCGCCGCUCCACGAGCUGGAGCUGGACGAAAGCAAAAAAAUUUUCACCAUUUCCUUUAACUUUUGUUCAUUGAAGCAACAAAGGACAGGGAAGAAAACAAGACAUGGAUUUAGAUGCUAUUACAAAAUACUCAGCGUUACAUGCCAAGCCCGAUGGACUCGUUCUUCAGUAUGGGACUGCUGGCUUUCGAACAAAAGCAGAACAUCUUGAUCAUGUCAUGUUUCGCAUGGGAUUAUUAGCUGUCCUGAGAUCAAAACAGACAAAAUCUACAAUAGGAGUCAUGGUAACAGCAUCACAUAAUCCCGAGGAAGACAAUGGGGUAAAAUUGGUUGAUCCUUUGGGUGAAAUGUUGGCACCCUCCUGGGAGGAACAUGCUACCUGUUUGGCAAAUGCUGAGGAACAAGAUAUGCCAAGAGUUUUGAUGGACAUCAGUGUGAAAGCAGCCGUGAAUCUGCAACAAGAUGCCUUCGUAGUGAUUGGUAGAGAUACCAGGCCCAGCAGUGAGAAACUUUCACAGUCUGUAAUAGAUGGUGUGACUGUUUUAGAAGGUCAAUUCCAUGAUUACGGCUUGUUGACGACGCCCCAGCUGCACUACAUGGUGUACUGUCGAAAUACCAGUGGCCAAUAUGGAAAGGCAACCAUAGAAGGUUACUGCCAGAAACUCUCUAAAGCCUUUACGGAGCUUACCAAACAGGCUUUCUGCAGUGGAGAUGAAUAUAGAUCACUUAAGGUUGACUGUGCAAAUGGCAUAGGGGCCCUGAAGCUGAGAGAAAUGGAACACUACAUUUCCCAGGAGCUGUCAGUUCAGCUACUUAAUGAUGGGACGAAAGGGAAACUCAACCAUUUAUGUGGGGCUGAUUUUGUGAAAAGUCAUCAAAAGCCUCCACAGGGAAUGGAAAUGAAGCCUAACGAAAGAUGUUGUUCCUUUGAUGGAGAUGCAGACAGAAUUGUUUAUUACUACCUUGAUGUAGAUGGUCACUUUCAUCUCAUAGAUGGAGACAAGAUAGCAACACUAAUUAGCAGCUUCCUUAAAGAGCUCCUAUUGGAGAUUGGAGAAAGUUUGAAUAUUGGUGUUGUACAAACUGCGUAUGCAAAUGGAAGUUCAACACGGUAUCUUGAAGAAGUUAUGAAGGUGCCUGUCUAUUGUACUAAAACUGGUGUAAAACAUUUGCACCACAAAGCUCAAGAGUUUGACAUUGGAGUUUAUUUUGAAGCAAAUGGGCAUGGCACGGUACUGUUUAGUAAAGCUGCUGAAAUAAGGAUAAAACAACUAGCAAAAGAAUUAGAAGAUAAGAAAAGGAAAGCCGCUAAGAUGCUUGAAAAUGUUAUUGAUUUGUUUAAUCAGGCAGCUGGUGAUGCUAUUUCUGACAUGCUGGUGAUUGAGGCAAUCUUGACUCUGAAGGGCUUGACUGUACAACAGUGGGAUGCUCUUUAUAUGGAUCUUCCAAACAGACAGCUCAAAGUUAAGGUUGCAGACAGGCAAGUUAUCAGCACCACUGAUGCUGAAAGACAAGUAGUUACACCUCCAGGCCUACAGGAAGCAAUCAAUGACCUCGUGAAGAAGUACAAGCUUUCCCGAGCUUUUGUCCGGCCUUCUGGUACAGAAGAUAUCGUCCGAGUAUAUGCAGAAGCAGACUCACAGGAAAAUGCAGAUAGCCUUGCACACGCAGUGAGCCUGGCAGUAUUUCAGCUGGCUGGAGGAGUUGGAGAACCACCCCAACCAGGGAAAAUUCACGAGGGCUGCUGGAAAAUUAAACCUUAUUAUCAGCUCCUUGGAACGUCUUUUCCAUCGUCGUAACCUAAUCAUGCUGUUUUGGAGGAUUCACCACUGUUAAUACAAAUGAGGAGGGUGGAGAAGACUUCAUACAACCAAUUUUUCCACAGCAAAAUUCAGAAUGAUUUUUAAAUGACUUACCUCUUGAAUGAACAUCACCAGGAAUUCAGAGGUGUGAUACAGAGGCUGUGCAUCUCUGUACUGAGGUUGAGAUGCUUGUGCUGCAUUUAGGAGGAUGCAUGGCCCAGGCUCCAGUUAUUCUUUACUCUUCUUAGGAAUGUAUGUGAGAUAAAAUUGUCAUACAUUACUAUGCCUCCAACAGAGAAGCGACACCAUUCUGAUACUAGAAUGUGGUUAAUAACAGAAAGAGCGCAACAGAUCUAAAUUAAAGCCUGAAACCAAUAGCAAAAAAUGUGCAGUGUGUAUUUUGCAGGUUUAAGACAACUCAGGACAGUAAAACAACGGACUAUAUAUGUAUAUAUAGAUCUCUCUCAGGCACCAUAAUCGAUAUGAGCCAACAAUAUUUAAACUUGAUUCA